Messenger RNA from Penicillium soppii, 2043 nucleotides. RefSeq names its product ELMO/CED-12 family protein. Bases 1 to 2043 code for a protein of 680 amino acids. Gene Ontology annotation, biological process: cell motility; actin filament organization. The record is from RefSeq and is a predicted model, not a curated record. NCBI's taxonomy places the organism in Eukaryota, Fungi, Ascomycota, Eurotiomycetes, Eurotiales, Aspergillaceae. The transcript has 3 exons. Gene Ontology annotation, cellular component: plasma membrane.
AUGGAAACAGUCAACGUCCCCGAGCUCAUUGAGCGCCUGGGAAGCGAUGAAGAUGCCGUGCGCAAAAUGGCUGUUUUCAAGCUCCAAUCUAACAUUGGCGAUCCAUCCUUCGCAGACAUGUUCAUCUCAGAUGGAGGUCUGCUGCGAUUACGCUACCUGACUCUCCACGCAAGUGGCAAUACUCUCGCAUAUAGUCUGACAAGCUUCUCGCGCCUCUUAGAUGUCGACAAGGGGUGGGAGUGUGUGGACCAAGAGCUGGUUGAGCGGAUUGUCGAAUUAAUCGUCACUCACCCUCUUGUCAAUAUUCUCCGCGGAGCAAUGUCAAUCCUAGUCUCGAUCGUCUCCCACCCCUCAAGCACGCGCUCCCCAGACCUCUCCGGGUUCCGCGCCCUCAAACCCGCUAUCGCUAUAUACCCUCAAUUCCUCGAGAUGCUAGUGAGCAGACUCUCCUCCGCCGAUCAUGCCCUGUGCGCCAAUGCGCUGCAAUUAAUCAACUCACUCAUGCGCGACUCCAUCACCCACGACUCCGAGGCCGAGUGGCCGAAAUUCAUUCAGAAAUUGCAGGAUCUAGGCGUUAUCAGAGCGGUUUAUGUGCUGAUGCAGGAUCCUGCUCUGCAAGACCUUGCGCAUCCGCUUAUGGAAUUCCAGUCUUUGACGAAAGUCCUGCUGCGCAAGUGGCGGGAUAUUCCUGUCAAUCAGGAAAAACCCGAACAUCGACGUGCGCUAAAGGGCAUUCAUUUGGCUAGUAAACCUGAAAAGAGUGAGGAGGAGGGCGAUGAGAAAAGGUCGAGAAGACAUCAUCCCGAGAAGUGGAGGCGGCUUGGGUUUGAGUCGGAGAGUCCGGCUGGGGAAUUCUACGAGGUUGGAUUCCUUGGUAUCAUGGAUUUGGCGGAUUAUGUCCGGAGUCAUGGAGAUGAAUUCCAGAAAUUACUCUUAGAACACUCUACCAAGCCUGCGCGACAGCGGUGUCCGAUUGCGCGGGCUUCCUUGGCUGUCACAUCUAUUCUCUAUGAGCAUUUCGAGGUUGACAAGUCUGAAAUGGACGACACGAAGGCUUUCAUUUCCGAGUCUCGCACUGGUUUCGAUAAACUGUUCCAGCCGCUACUGUUACACUGGACGCGCCUACAUGUCGCCGGAUUACAGGCUUUCUUCCGUCUGUGGAAGGCUACAGCUGCCGAAGCAGAGGAUUUGGAUAAGUUGGUUGAACUUGUGAGGAUUCUCAUUGAGUCCGUUGUCGGCGGCGCGGAUCGGACAAAGGAUGUUCAGGAUGUCGAGGAGGAACUGGCUGAUUUCGAAUAUAACCGAUUGCGCGGGUUACAAAUGGAACUUCUGGAACUUACGUAUGAGGAUGCUUGGGGUCAGCAUUUGCGUCAAGUGCGCGAGGAACUGCAUCAUGAGGCUUUGCAGUUUGUGAAAGAGCAACGUAUUCGAUCUUUGCUCCAGGGUUGUUGGUUUGCGCUGGAUCACAAAUCCGAGGGCCCGAACUCUGCAACCUAUCAAUAUGCUCAACUUUCGCAUAAUCGACGAUAUUUGCACUUUGGAUCGUUCGAUCUCAUGGGUGACCGACCGCCGGAGUUGGAUACUCUCCCUGAGAAAAUCGACCUCUCCAUCGUCUCCUCUGUUGUCUCCAAUGUUUCGGCAAAUGACCACUCCUCCUCUGCAACAGUCAAAACAUCUCGUCAACCCGCUACCAAAAUCACCAUCCAUGGCUACGCCCCCUCCCCCAGCAGUCAUGGAAAAGGUGCCAGUCACGCCCGUUCAGCCAGCAGGACAACCCAAAAAGAGGCGAUCCUGCUUACCCUGCGACCCUCGUCGCACAGCAUUGCGUCCGAGUGGUUGGAUGGUCUACUGAUGCUACUUAACCAACAGCCUAUCACGGCGGAGACGAAUAAACUGAUUGAGUUGGUUAGCAACUAUGGAUUGAAGAUUCGACUGCUCAAUGUUCGCUUUGAUGAUGCUACUUUUGCAGGCGAGGCACCACAGGUUCCGGCAAGGGAGGGAUUAGAUGAAGAUUAUUACUAUGAUGUGUUUGGGGGUGCAUAG